UCAGUUUAAAUUAAUUUACUAUUACCUUCUUACAUUUCAAAAAUUAGUUUAUAGGCGAAUAAAAAAUAACAAAUGUAAAGAAUGUGCGAUGGAAGAAGAAUUAAAUGCAGACAUUAUAAAAACGACGCAGUUAUCGUUGGGAAAAUUUGUGAAACGACCUCCACUUACCGAGAAGUUAUUAAGGAAACCGCCAUUUAGAUUUUUACACGAUGUUAUUAUAACGGUUCUGAAAACUACUGGAUUCUUUGAUGGACUCUUUGAACAAGAUGAAUUAAUAUCUGACAAUGUAAAAGAUAGAGAAAGUAAAAUACAAUUCCUAAAUAAGGUCAUAUGGGUCUUAGGUAUUGCAACUGGAAAAACCUUAACAGUUAAGCCUUCUAAAAUAGUUGCUGGACAAGAACCAGCAAAAACUAAUGAGUUACUACAAUGUCUAGGACAAGCUUUAGAAAAACAACUGUCUUCAGCAGAGGCUGUUCAAAAGUUUAAAGAAAAUAUAAAAACCCAGGACACUAAUAAAAGUAGUAAAAACACUACCAAAGUUGUAAAGAAAAAUCAAGAUGAUAAAAAAACUCCUUCAAUAAAAAGUAAUAAAAGUGAUAGCCCAGACAAAGAUCAAAAAGCUGUUCCCAAAUUGCGAAUAAAAGAGACUGCAGUUAAAGAAUCGCCACCGAAAAAACAAUCUAUACCAAAUGUCAAGAAAAAUGUUAUUAAGAAUGUACCAGAUCUGAAAACAAAUAGCAAAAAAAUUAAACAAGAAAAAUCUCCAAAUUUGAAGCAAGUUAAUGAACCAGUAAAAGGUAUUGAAAAAGGUAGUGGUGACAAUGUUACAAAAGUUAAUGAAAUACAAAAUUCUACAGACACUAAUACAAAUGAUGACAAAGAACCGAAAACACAACAUUUUGAUAUAGAAGAUCAAAUAAAUAUUGACAUUGCAAAUGAGCCAUUACCUGAAAAGUCUGAGACAGAACUGAAAUCAUUAAAAAGUGAAAUUCAAGAUGAUAAAGACAGUUUGGAAAACCCUUUAAAUCUUGGAAAGACAGUUAUUGAAGAAUCAAAAAAUAAACUUAUUGACAAUACUAAAGAUGAAGCAAUUAGUAACUCUAUUGACAUAAACAAAAUUUCUCAUGAAUCAAAUUCAGAUAACAAUGUGGAUAAGAGGCCUCAAAGUGUGAGGCCAUCAUCAUCUAGACCAGGAGCUCCAAGAGUGAAAGAAAAACAUGAUGCUACAUUGAUAGGAACUGAGAAUCCUAUUGCUCAAAAACCAAAUAUCAUAGUCGAAAAUACAGUACCAGAAGAGGAAGAGGAUGGAAGUAUUAUUAUUGUAGAAAAUCAAACAGAUCCAAUACUGCAAAAUGAAGAACAAUUACAGUUAACUUCCAAACAGCAUGGCCAUUUAGUACAACAAAUAUUGGAUUCCCAAAAAGAGUUUUCCCAAAUAUCAGGAAAGACGGAAAUUGAAUGGCAUUUUGGUGCACAAAAAGCAAGGGAUGUGGUAAAUCAAGAAAUUGAACAGAUGCGGUUCAAUGUCCAAGCUUUAUCACGGAUUAGCAACCCAUUGGGGAAGUUAAUUGACCAUAUACAAGAAGAUGUUGAGGUAAUGAGACAGGAACUACAGGAGUGGACGAAAAAAUAUGAAGAAGCAUCUGUAGAAUUAUCUAAACAAAAAAUCACCAAUGAGGAAUCCCUACAACCUCUUCAAGCAAAAAUAAAACAACUAGAUGCGGAUAUAGAAGAGAAGCGAGAUAAAAUUAAUGAUCUCAGAAUUGUAGUAUUUAAGAAUUAUUAUAGAAUUGAAACACUCCUUUCAGCUAAUGGAAAUGUGCAAUAAAAUUACAAUUUGAUGUUCCUUUUUUUCAUUAUAUUAUUACAAGCAAUCUUUAAAGGUUUUUCUUUAUUUCCUUGUCUAAUUCUGUUGAUGUAAACUAUGAGUACAAGGUGUCUAAAAAUUAAAUUUAUAAUUGCUUUUAUUUACUAUACCAAUUUGAGAGGAAUAAAAAUUUGUAACUCAUAGUAAUAAAACUAUAAACACUCUUUAUCCAAGUAAAAACAGUUCGGAAAUCUAUAGAUUGAGACAAAGGGUACUUUUAAACUUUGUUGAUAUCUUAUAUGCAACUGCAAGACAUAAAAGUAUAUUCACAAACAGUGGAAAUAGAAAAAAAAUCUGUGACAUCACAAUUUAUUGAUUAUAAAUAGAACAUAAUUAUUUUAUUAUAAUUUUAUGAAAGUAUGUUGGCUACUACAGCUCAAAAACAGUAUAAUUUUUCAAUUGGAUUCAGAGCUAUUGGUGUCUGGUAGGUAUUUAUUCUUUCUCAGUGAACAGUGAAUAUUUCAAACAACUAAGGUGACAAUUAUAUUUUGAAACAUUGUAAAAAGCUCAAUAAUUCAAUAUUAACUUCAAGAUUAGAAAAGCAAUCGCGAUGAAUACAUUAAAUUAGCUAAUAGUAUGUUUAUUUCUUGUUCCAUUAGACCUCUCAAAUUAUAAAUGAAUAUUAUAUGCCUUGUCUUCAUUACUGUUUACAGAAAUUGCACUUGAUACUAAACAACAAAUUUAUACAAAAACAAUUACAAUUUGGUGAAAAA
This is a messenger RNA of Papilio xuthus (Asian swallowtail), 2580 nucleotides long. RefSeq names its product intraflagellar transport 54 (gene IFT54). NCBI's taxonomy places the organism in Eukaryota, Metazoa, Arthropoda, Insecta, Lepidoptera, Papilionidae. Gene Ontology annotation, molecular function: microtubule binding. Gene Ontology annotation, cellular component: axoneme; ciliary basal body; intraciliary transport particle B. The transcript has 6 exons. Gene Ontology annotation, biological process: cilium assembly; intraciliary transport; regulation of microtubule cytoskeleton organization. The record is from RefSeq and is a predicted model, not a curated record. Bases 89 to 1828 code for a protein of 579 amino acids.